Messenger RNA from Chelmon rostratus (copperband butterflyfish), 3738 nucleotides. RefSeq names its product ankyrin repeat domain 24 (gene ankrd24). Lineage: Eukaryota; Metazoa; Chordata; Actinopteri; Chaetodontiformes; Chaetodontidae. The transcript is spliced from 23 exons. The record is from RefSeq and is a predicted model, not a curated record. Gene Ontology annotation, molecular function: actin binding. The coding region runs from base 84 to 3401 and encodes 1105 amino acids.
GCUGAUGGGACUGAAGAGACACUCACCUGGAGCGGGACUCUCCGUCACAGUAUUCCCGUUGAGACAGAGGCUAUCAAACCAUAAUGAAGAGUCUGAAGGCAAAGUUUAAAAAGAAUGAGAGUCAGGACUGGAGUAAGAGUGAUGAGAGGCUCCUGCAGGCUGUGGAGCAAAAUGAACCCGACAAAGUCUCGGCUCUCAUCGUCAAAAAGGGUCUCUGUCCCACCAAGCUGGAUGCUGAGGGCAAGUCGGCGUUCCACCUCUGUGCGACCCGAGGCCGGCUAGACUGCCUGGAGGUCAUCAUCUCUCAAGGAGCAGACCUCAACGUCACAGACGGCGCUGGCUUCAGCGCCCUUCACCUAGCAGCCAAAAACGGCCAAUCAGAGUGUUUAAAGAGACUCUUACAGGAGAGAUUAGCAGUAGACUGCACUGACAGCAUUGGUAGAACACCACUUCAUCAUGCAGCGGUAAGUGGCUGCCUGUCCUGCACUGAGACCCUGUGGGACUUUAAAGCCAAUCUGGAUGUCCAAGAUGGGGACGGGGCCACCCCUUUGAUUUUGGCAGCCCAGAUGAGCAGAGUGGAGCUGUGUGUCUUUCUGUUGGGCCGAGAUGCCAAUGCAAACAUACAAGACAACCAGGGAAGGUCUGCAUUGAUGCUGGCGUGUGAGAGUGACAGUGUGGAGACUGUAGAAGCUCUAUUGAGAGGGGGGGCCAACACACAGCUGGUCGACGCCCUUGGACACAAGGCCACCGACUACGGCGUAACCACGGGCAACCAGCGCAUCAUCCAGAUGUUACAGGAUGGAGCACCUCCAGCUUCUGAGGGCGCAGGCGAGGAGCCCCCAAAAGUGCCCUCAGGCGCCUCAUCAGUGCAAGGGGGCACUACGCCCCGUAAACGGAAAGCUCCGCCGCCGCCUCGCUCUCCUCUCCAGAUCCAGGGUUUGCCACCAUCUCCACAGCCCCGGAGUCCUGCUCCACCCGCCCAGUCCCCUGAGCCCCAGCUCCAGUCUCCUUCUCCCUCUCCAGAAACACCACAACCAGCCCAGGCAGAGGAUGAGGAGGUGUUUGAGGAGAUUCGACGGCUGCGUCUGGAGAGAGGCCGUCUGCUGCAGAAGAUCAAAGCCUUGGAGCAACAGCAACAGAGCGCCCUCUCUGCCUUGGAGGAGUUGUCCCAACUCAAGCAGCGUCUAGAGGAGGCAGAGGCGGAGAGAGACAAGCUGCUUGAAGAGCUGAAGGGAGGUCAUGGCAUUGGGGCGAGUGACUCUGAAGACAUGGAUGAAAUGUUUGACUUCCCAGAGAAGCUGCUCUCCAAGCGCUCCAGAGCCUCCCCUGCUCCGGAUGAGGCCACUUGUCAAGGGGCCGCAGAGUCAGCCCACCCUUCUGCUCCCACUGCAGACCCAGGAACUGUUGCUGAGCUGCGCAAACAAAUAGAGGAACUUACGUCACAAAACUCUGAACUAGCUCUCAAAGUGCAGAUGCUGGAGAUGUUCGAGAAGGAUGACACAGACAUGCAGACCUCCAGCUCGGACUUUGUCCCCAUAGUUCAGUACGAGACCCUGAGGAAGGAGUUUGAAGCCCUUCAGGAGCGUCUCUCUAAGGCCCGGGCUUCAGACGAGGCCUCCAGCGUGGCAGAGGAGUGUGUGGAAGCUCUGAAGGAGAAGCUGCGAGGGCUGGAGGAGCAGUUUGCCUCCUCCCAGUCUGAGCUGGAGGAGCUGCGGGAGCAGAUGCGCCUCGGGGUGCUCUCUGUGGAGUGUGGUGAAGGGGGUACUGUCGCAACAGGUGGUGGGACUGAGGGUGGGUCUGGGGCCGCAGCGGGAGAGGCACAGCAGCUGGGGGCGAGGGUGACGGAGCUAGAGGAGGAGCUAGCUAAGAGACGGGGCGAGGCGGGGGGCAGCCAGGACAGUGACACAAUCAAACAGCUGACAGAGAAAGUUGAGGAUCUCCAAGCUGCUCUUGCCCGAAGAGAGUCUACAAAACAAGAAGAGGAGAGAGGCCGCGAAGGAGAAGAGGCGGAAACAGUGAAGUGCCUCCGUGGCAAAGUGGCUGAGUUGGAGGCAGCCCUGGCCGAGAGCAGGACGUCAGGGAAAGAGGGAGGAGCAGCAGGAGAUGGAGGUCAAGUCCGUCGUCUCCAGGAGCGUCUAGCAGAGCUAGAAGGGGAGCUGAGAAAGUGUGUGCCCCGCUCGGAGUUGGAGGAGGUGCAGGUGACUCUGGGGCUCCAGUGUGAACAGCUGGCCAGGGAGAGGGCGGACGUAGCUAGAAGGCUCAACGAUGCCCUCCUGGAUCUGGAGAGGCUCAGGCCUCCUCCACAUGGAGAUGAUGAAGAGGAGGAAGAGGAGGAGGAGCACUCGGAGAGCUCAGAGCCCUCAGUCAUAUCAGAGCACUCCAGACGCUCCCUGGCGGCGGUGAGAGAGGAGCUGGAGGUGGCGAGGCAGGAAGCAGCCCAGGCCCUGGACUGUCUGUGUGCUGAGCGGGAGGGCCGGGCACAGGACGCCCUGCAGCUGAAAGACGCAGUGCCGCUCUCAAAACAUAAGGAGGCGCUGUCUGCCGUGUCAGAGCAGCUCGCUCAGACGCUGCAGGAGCUCCAGGAGGAGAAGACCCUUCGUGGUCAGGCCGAGGAGCAGGCGGCCACACUGGAGGCCAGACUGCAGGCCAUGCAGGAUGCCAUACCCAAAGAGGAGCAUGAGAAAGUGAAGGCAGAGCUCCAGCACUCCCUGCAGGCCAGCGAGAGCAGUGCAGCAGCAGCUCAGGAGGCUCUGGGUGAGAAGGAGAUGGAGCUGAGAGAGCUGAAGUCCCAGAAGGCUGCAGAACAGGGUCUGAUCUCCAAGGAGGACCACGAGGCCCUGCGGCUCUCUCUGCAGGCCGAGAUCAACGCUGUCACGGCCCGUUUCAACGACCUCACUCGCAAGCACGAGAAGACCUGCACCGAGGUGUUCCAGGUGCAGAGGGAGGCUCUCUUUAACAAGAGUGAGCGGCAGGUCGCAGAGUCCCAGCUGGCCACGGUGCAGCAGCAGCUGGCCGAAUUACAGGCCCAAUCCAGCCACAUCCAGGAGCUCCACAAGGACAUCCAGGAAUCCCAGGGUCUGGUCAAGGAAAAGGACCGCAAGAUAACAGAGCUGUCCAAGGAGGUGUUUCGGCUAAAGGAGGCCCUUGGAGCUCUGUCGCCUCCUCUGGGCAUCACAUCCUCCUCCUCCUCAUCUAGCCAUCAUGGCAACCCUGGGCAGCAAAUGGCGCUGCAGAACCGGAUCGCCACACUCUCUCAGCAGCUCCAGGAUUGGGAGAGAAAGCACAAACAGGUGGUGGCUAUAUACCGUUCCCAUUUACUGGCAGCUGUGCAGGGAAGAAUGGAUGAAGAAGUGCAGGACCUGCUACUCCAGAUCCUGAGGAUGUCACAUCAGGGACACUGAACCUUACAACAUCUUCAAGUCUCUCUCCACCUCCAGUCCCUUUACAGGUCAGCUGCAUAAAGCAGAUCCCUGUGGGACCGGCAUCGUUAAGACCUUGUCUAGAAAGCCAAAUACAACUGAUCUGUGUUCAUUAGACAUAUCUGCAUGUGUAUAAUACAGUAACCUAACAACAGCCUCAAGGCUUGAUUGAUCAGCAAACAGGGAGAAAUAGAACUGUAGAGUGCCUUCAUGGCUGGAUAACUGAAUGACAGCAGCCUAUAAGUCAGGGGUUUAUGGUAGCGGACAGUUGAUGUGAGUAGAGAGUUGUUAUGAAGAAGAUAGGAUCAGGUGCAUUGAU